Molecule: messenger RNA, 2190 nt
Organism: Cladocopium goreaui
Lineage: Eukaryota; Dinophyceae; Suessiales; Symbiodiniaceae
Source: the annotation of a GenBank genome assembly
AUGAUCGACACCACCAUCAUGCAGCAGUCCUUCACCAACUUGCAGCUGAGCUUUAGAGGUGCUGAGAGGCAGCCGCCCUCAGCGCUAUCUCUCGCACUUCAAUUCUCAGCUGUCAUGAGGGCGAAGGCUGAGGAUGGAACCCAUAGUUCAAAGUUGGGGACAGAAGACCGCUUGAAUUUGAUCAUUGCCGAGUUCCACAACCACCCAGGAGUGAUUGCCAAAUUUCACUUGGAUGAAAACAAGCAAAAGGCAGUCUUACACCUUUUGGUGGGGACGACGCCCGAAACCAGAGCUGCCAUGCAGGCGCACCUGAAUUGGCACAAGUGGAAGGAAUGUGCGCUCUCCAGCGAGCUGCUGAGGUCGUCACGGUGGUUGCUGUCAGCUUACCCCAAAAAUGUGAAAAGCCAUUUCAAAAAGCUCUUGACCGUGACCGCAGAUGUCCAAGAAGCUUUCAUUGAGAACCACAUCGCUACUUUCAACUUGAAAACCAAACGGGUGAAAGCAAGUGUGCGUUGCAAACACCGUCCAACCGUUGGGGAAUGGGACAGAAUGGUUGACUACGCAUGUGUCAUGUUUCAUGCCGCAGAAGAAGCAGCAAAAUUCUGGAGCGAGGAUGAUUCCAAGAAAUUGGAAGUGGUGCAAUCCGUGCACUCUGCCUUCAUGGCAAGGCUGGAUGAAGUGGCUUGGGUGAAGCACCUCAACCUGCAGAACAAGAAGGUGAUCCGAGAGCACAUCAUUUCUGUCACCCAUGUCAAAGCGCAGAAUGCGAUUGGGCAGGGGAUUGUGGAGCGCUACAUGAACAAAUGGUGCCAUUUGAACUUGCUCGGUGAUUUGACCAAUGUCCCCAACCUCUCAGCAUGGCUGUCACAAGCCGCCACGGAGUGCAAGGUAAAGCCGGAGCAGUUGCAUGUUCUGACCAUUGUGGAUUUCACCAAGCUUGGAGUGGCAACUACUGGAGUGAUCAACAAGCAGUGCACGCUUCUGCAGAAGGUCUUGCAGCGAAACCCAGGGUGCUCAGCCGGUGUUAUCAUUGCGCCUCUCCUGGUUUCCACCUCUGGGGCCGGAUCCCUUCGCCAAGAUCAUCGAGCCAUUGUGGACAAGUGUGGCAACUUGGGCAUUGCUCUCCGCGACAUUCGCCUUGGGGUGGAUCCGGGGAACCUCCAUGGGAACUCGGAGAGGCCAAUCUACUUUCAUGGGUGGCUUUGUGUUGCAGACACGACACUUCCAUCGAAAGGAACAGGACACAGGAGGAACCGAAAUGACGAUCCUCAGGAUGCGGUGCACCUCAACACCUUCAUCCAGUCCAACCUGUGGAAGUUCCAGGGGUUUUCGUUGGAUAGCAUGCCGCAGAGGCUACCGGAAGCAGAUUUUGCAGUUCCAAAACCCAGUUCCAGUCACAUGAUGCACGGCGAAACCUUUCCGAUGCCCAGGAAACUUCGCAAUGGUGACAAGAAGACUGCAGUGAUCCACACAACUGGCUACUGUGGUGCUGUUGAGAAGGCGUGUCUUGGCAUGGGGAUCCCCAUCCUGAGCAUCACCGACAACCAAGUGUAUCAUGAGUACACCUCGAUGACCGUUGGGAACAUGCUCUUGGAGGACUGGAAGGCCGGGUCCGGUCUCAUUGGCAAGAUGGUGCCAAAGUUCAAGGCAGACCCAACGGAUGAGACUCCGAUGGUCGUGGAGGAGCCAGACUUCAUGGUGUGCGUCUUGGACGGUGGGAAGCUUACAAUCCCUUCGACGAUCCGGGCGCAAUGGAUUGGUGACCCGAUCCGUGCUCCUGAGUGGCGGAAAAUUCUCAAAUCUUUCGAUGCCAAGUGGGCUGAGCCGCAUGCUGGUGCAACUCAGACUGCUGAGGUGACCGAUGCACCAAAUGGCAUUGGUGAAGCUGCUGCAGAAGUUUUCCAGUGGAACAUGGCCUUUCCUGGUGAACCCACCACAAAGGCGGACCUUGACACCAAAUAUGGACCUGCUUUGCACUCUUUCGCUUCCAACUCAGAGCUUCAAGGCGCGAUCUAUGAGGGGCCCAAGCUGUUUGUGCUCGCGUCCCAGGAUGGAGAGAUUUCAGCCGAUGAGCCCGCAUUCAUGUUCGGGGCGGGCACAUGGCUGCUUGACGCCAAAGCAGUUACCUUCUGCCAGGAGCUGGGGUUCAAACAUAUGUGGAAAAUGUUCUCUUUUAAAGCAGGUACUUGA